Molecule: messenger RNA, 1065 nt
Organism: Trichoderma reesei QM6a
Lineage: Eukaryota; Fungi; Ascomycota; Sordariomycetes; Hypocreales; Hypocreaceae
Exons: 5
Coding region: 1-1065 (354 amino acids)
Molecular function (GO): oxidoreductase activity
Source: RefSeq, a predicted model, not a curated record
AUGCCGAGUCUGCCCAACGGCUUCCCUGCUGUCUUGUCUUCGCCCUUGGCUUGGACGGGGCAGCAAUUUGCUCGCCAGUCGGACUAUAUCCACCACCUGGAUGCAGACGAGAUUCGCGAGAUUGAUGCCGCUCUCAAGUACUUCAAGGCCCUGGAGCUGGAUGGAGAUCUGGCCACCCCUGACAAUUUCCCGCUUCCCACUGUUGGCCAGAAUGUACUGAGCCGCAUGCGCAACGACAUCUACCAAGGCAAGGGAUUCGCUGUGCUGCGAGGGCUCGACUCCAGCAAAUACUCUGUUGAAGACAUGACGACAAUUUAUCUCGGAGUCCAAGCACACAUUGCCAAUCGUUUCGGCCGCCAGGACAAGAAGGGCAACAUGCUGGUUCACAUCAUUGCCGACGACUCUUCCAAGCAAAGGGCUGAGCACCACCGUCAUUCGACCUCGCCGAUUACUUUCCACAACGAGGAGGCUGGCGACAUCAUCAGCUGGCUGACGAGAAACGCGGCCAAGACUGGAGGCAAAUGCAUCAUCGCGUCGACUUACACCGUCUACAAUGUGCUGGCUGCCACCCGUCCGGACCUGAUCCGCACGCUGGCUCGUUCUGACUGGCCUUUCGCUCUUCCCAAGUUCCAAUGCCGCCCCAUCUUCUUCCACCAUGAUGGGAAUCUGAUUACCAACUUCGGCAGAGCCGCUCUCAUGGGGAGUGCCAGCCAUGCCCGGCCCGCCCACCUGCCAACGCUCACUGCCGCUCAGGUGGAGGCCUUGGACGCCAUCCAGGACAUUGCCGAAGCGACCAAGUUUGAGUUCACCACCCAGCCGGGCGACAUCCAUUUCAUCAACAACCUGGCAAUCCUCCACCGACGCGAGGGCUUUGUCAACGGCUCGGAGGCCAGUCAGCGCAGGCACCUUGUUCGCAUGCGACUCCGCGAUGACGAGAUGGGAUGGAGCAUCCCUCUUGACCUGGAGGACGAGUGGAACAAGGCCUUUGGCAACGCCGGAACCCGUGUGUGGCACCUGGAGCCCAUGCCUUCUGGCUACUUUCCUCUGCGGUCCCAGCCCAACUAG